Chrysochloris asiatica (Cape golden mole) is the source of this 432-nucleotide messenger RNA. RefSeq names its product ribonuclease, RNase A family, 12 (non-active) (gene RNASE12). NCBI's taxonomy places the organism in Eukaryota, Metazoa, Chordata, Mammalia, Afrosoricida, Chrysochloridae. The transcript has a single exon. The record is from RefSeq and is a predicted model, not a curated record. The coding region runs from base 4 to 432 and encodes 142 amino acids. Gene Ontology annotation, molecular function: nucleic acid binding.
CUAAUGGUGAUCAUUUUCUUGCUGCUUCUGUUCUGGGAAAAUGAAAUGAGUGGAAGACCAGAGAUGCUAACCUUAGAGCUGUUGCAAGUGGAUUACCCUCCAACUGAUGUUCCUGUGAGGUACUGCAACCACAUGAUCUUACAAAGAGUCAUCAAGGGGCCUGAAAACACCUGCAAAAAGGAGCACAUCUUCAUCCAUGAGAGACCUCAAAAAAUCAAUGCUGUGUGCACCUCUGACAAGAAGAUGGCUUGCCACAACCAUUCUACCCUUUCCUGCUUCCAGAGCAUGAUAAAGUUCAAAAUGACAGCUUGUGAACUCAUUGAAGGCACCAGAUACCCUGCCUGCAGGUACCACGUUUCUCCCAAGGAGGGUUUCAUUCUUGUCACUUGUGAUGACAUUGGGGCAGUUAAUUUCCAGGGAUUUAUUGAAUAA